GAGUGGACCCGUGUUAAUAACCUGCACGCGGACUCUCUUCUCCUGUGGGCGCGCUCGUGAACUGCAGUGCUGGUCGCGCGCUCCUUCAUUCACCGCGGGACUCGGCGGGAGUCGCUCAGUUUCUCUCGGUGAGGAGAAGAGAUCACUAAAGCAGCCGUUUAAACUGGCUCUCGUCCAUUGUGUUGUAGACUUCGUUAGAUGUUAGAGUUUAGGUCGAGUUUCAGUCGAUUUAAACGGAGAGCUCCCUCCGAAAGUUACAAGCGCAGUUCUGCGCGUGUACGUUUCUUUUCAGUCAGCUGUUAGUUAGUUUCAUUGAGGAUUUUCCUUCUUUUUGUCGUUGUCUACAGUUAGUUUUAUCUACAGGUUAAGAAAAUGCCGAGAGGUUUUUCGUCGAAAUAGCUUCCCCGUCACGCUUGGUCACUUAUUUAUUUUGGGGGGUCGGCUAUUUUAGUGGAUUUAAUCUGUGUCGUGUGAUGUUUGCUGUGGAAACUUAAACCCUUUACUUGGCUUAAGCAGUUUUGACUGAUCUUACUGGUGGCUUUUCACAGGUGAAUGAGUUUGGACAGCUGUUCCCCAUCAGUUUUCCGUCUUCAAUGGUUUGUCUAAAUUUACCGCUGGAGAUCCUCCUUUGACAGAAGUCGUUAAAAACUUUCUGAGUGUUUCAGUUCUUACUUCUAGUUGCAAACAUGGAUAAAUACGACGAUUUGGGACUUGAGGCGAGUAAAUUCAUCGAGGACUUGAACAUGUAUGAAGCAUCGAAGGACGGCUUAUUUCGCGUGAAGAGAGAUGCGGGAAACAACCCGGAUUUUGAAGAAACCAGAAAAGUCUUCGCUUCAAAGAUGACCAAAAUACACACGCAGAAGCAGCAAGAGGAGAUGGCAAGAAACAGUCUGGCGGCAAGAAUCAAUGGAAGUCACUCGAAAGUGUCAGAUAACACAUUUUACACCAAAGACAGACCACCCAUCAAUAGUUAUAGACAGGGUGGUGAAGCAGCCAAACCACCUAUCAUGUCUGGACCAAUGGUUGGCACUGCCAGUGUGACUCCAUACAUAUCUUAUGAAGGACAAAAGCAUAAUUUGGCCAGCUUACCUGAUGGAUCCAGCAACAGGGUCUAUGACAUUAAGGAGACUGGGAAUGCUGUAAACCCAAUACCAGUGCCAGCCCGAUCGGCACCCUCUACCAGCCCCCCUGGCACAUGGGCAUCAAGAAGUGUUUACCCAUCUCAGACGCCAUCAUCUCCUUUCUCCAACAGUUCCUCCUCUUCCAGCUCACCUGGAGCAGGUCAGAAUUAUUAUCCAGUGUCUCAGGGAUUCCCUCAAACAGGGAAGUCUCCCUCUCAGUCGCCCACAGGAACGUACAGGGAUGCAUAUCACCAGCCGCAACAGGUUAGCCCUGUUCAGCACCAACUAAGCUCUGCCCAUAGGCCUGCCAGUGGACCAACAUAUCAAAAUGGGGGAGCUCAUAAUAUUGGCACCCCCUCCUCUACCCAGGUGACCCAAUCUCCAUUGUCUCAUGGAGGGAAGCAAGGUGAGCCAUCCCAACCCAAGAGCUCUGCACAUGGUAACCUGACAGUGCCCGCUUCUGCCCCUGUUGAGUCGCCCCAUGAUGAGUCUUCCAGCCCUUCUCGGGCACUUAAGCUGCCAUGCCAGACCCUCCAUGUACAGACGGAUCAGGGGCCAUCUGUGGCUGAAAUAAAAUUAGAAGUUCUAACUGAACGCCUGGAAAAGGAGAUGGACGCCCAGCCAAAGGCUGAGUACUUUGGCAGCUGUGUGAAGUGCAGCAAGGCAGUGUAUGGAGCGAGUCAGGCGUGUCAGGCCAUGGGCAGCCUGUACCACGACAGCUGCUUCACCUGCAGCGCUUGCAGUCGAAAGCUGAGAGGGAAAGCCUUUUACUACGUCUGUGGGAAAGUCUUUUGUGAAGAGGACUUCCUGUACUCUGGGUUCCAACAGUCUGCCGAUAAAUGCAAUGUUUGUGGACAUUUAAUCAUGGACAUGAUCCUGCAGGCGCUGGGAAAGUCUUACCACCCAGGCUGCUUCCGCUGCGCCAUCUGUAACGAGAGUCUGGAUGGAGUGCCUUUCACUGUGGACACCGACAACAAGAUCUACUGCGUGAAGGACUAUCACAGAGUUCUUGCUCCUAAAUGUGCAGCAUGUAAUCAGGCGAUCCUGCCCUCUGAGGGAUCAGAUGAAACCAUUCGAGUGGUUUCCAUGGACAAGGACUACCACGUGCAGUGUUAUCACUGUGAGGACUGUCAUAUGGAGCUGAAUGAUGAGGAGGGUCACCGCUGCUAUCCUCUGGAAGGACACCUGCUGUGUCACGGGUGUCACCUCAAACACAUGGACCCUGCCGCCCCCCUGUCUACAGCUAACAGCUACCACAGUCAGUUUUAAACAUCUGCCUCCCCCUAGUGGGUGUUCAGAGACUUCAACGUUUGCCAAAGAUGCUCGCUCAGAUAUCCACUCGCCAAAAGUCACAGCUGAGAUUGAGAUCAAAAACUGUGUGAGACACAUUAUUAUAUAUGUAUUAUGUCUGAA
Messenger RNA from Carassius carassius (crucian carp), 2534 nucleotides. Its product is annotated as LIM domain-containing protein 1-like. Gene Ontology annotation, cellular component: transcription regulator complex; nucleus; adherens junction. The record is from RefSeq and is a predicted model, not a curated record. The coding region runs from base 687 to 2390 and encodes 567 amino acids. Gene Ontology annotation, molecular function: transcription corepressor activity. NCBI's taxonomy places the organism in Eukaryota, Metazoa, Chordata, Actinopteri, Cypriniformes, Cyprinidae. The transcript is spliced from 8 exons. Gene Ontology annotation, biological process: positive regulation of miRNA-mediated gene silencing; cytoskeleton organization; negative regulation of hippo signaling.